UAACGCAUGUAAUCCAAAAGGAGAGGUGUGGAGACAGCCAUUUCACUGUCCUUUGUAACGCUUUUAACUCUCCCACUCUUCCAUUUCUAUUCAUGUAAACGCAAAACGAAGGCAGUACAGAGGGAGCAAAUCCAAGCCGAAACAGAAAGAAAAAACCAUGUCUAUAAUUUCCUUAACUUCAGCUCCCAAAAUCACCUUUAUCCCCAACUCCAUCUCCUCCGCAUCUUCAUUUAGGACACCGAGUCUCCCAUCUUGGACAAUUUCCAAUGGUGGGUUGGUGAUAGAAUGUUCAUCGCGACCGCAGAAGAAGGCAACGAAGCAUCACAUGAAGACAAGGCCGCGCAAGACGCAGGCAUGGGACAUAAGGAGGAAGCCCACCGUUUACGCUCCUUUGCCUCCACUCCCUCCUGACUGGACCCUGGUUUCAAGCGCCGGUGACAAUGAUGGUGGUGGCGAUGUUGCUGCUGUUGCUGAGGUUGGUCUCGCUGGCUCUGCUCUACAGGCACCUCUUUCCAGUGGGUAGCUUCCGUUUUAUCAUUAUGUCGGUUGUGUCGUGUUUACUUGGAAGGUUUUUGUUUGGUUGUCUGGGUUUUUGUGCUAAGUUAUGGGCUUCGUGUUUGAAUGAUAAAAUGAAAUUGAUUUUGGUGUUGUAACAUACUCCCAUGAAUUGCCUAUGUUUACUUUAGUUUCA
Theobroma umbraticum is the source of this 691-nucleotide messenger RNA. The record is from RefSeq and is a predicted model, not a curated record. NCBI's taxonomy places the organism in Eukaryota, Viridiplantae, Streptophyta, Magnoliopsida, Malvales, Malvaceae.